Nicotiana tabacum (common tobacco) is the source of this 479-nucleotide messenger RNA. The record is from RefSeq and is a predicted model, not a curated record. NCBI's taxonomy places the organism in Eukaryota, Viridiplantae, Streptophyta, Magnoliopsida, Solanales, Solanaceae.
UUACUAUUAUUCUUCCAUUUUCAGGACUGGAUUAUAUAGGAAGACAGAGUUGGUCAAUUGAUAAUAAGGGUCAAAUUUCAGCGGCAGGAUUCGAUAUUAUAUUUCCUAGCAUGAUCAAGUAUGCAGGGGAACUGAACUUGAAUGUGCCUUUGGACCAAAGCCUCGUAAAUGUCUUGUUCCAGAAACAAGAUUCAGCAAUGGAAAGGAAUGAUCUGAGGGAGUGUAAAACCAACCCUGCAUAUUACUAUGCCGAAGGCCUUGGCAAAUUAUGUCAAUGGGAAGAGUUGAUGACUUAUCAAAAGAAGAACGGAUCACUUUUCAACUCACCAGCCACUACUGCAGCUGCUUUGAUUUUCCAUUGCAAUGAUGAUAAGUGCCUUGGAUACAUAAAUUCAAUCCUGAAACAACACAAAAAUUGGGUUCCUACUAUUUAUCUCCCUUUGGGUUUACCACCAUAUUACUUGGUAGUGCCAUAUUAG